Messenger RNA from Aedes aegypti (yellow fever mosquito), 1968 nucleotides. RefSeq names its product activating signal cointegrator 1 complex subunit 2-like. NCBI's taxonomy places the organism in Eukaryota, Metazoa, Arthropoda, Insecta, Diptera, Culicidae. Gene Ontology annotation, biological process: regulation of DNA-templated transcription. Gene Ontology annotation, molecular function: ubiquitin binding. The record is from RefSeq and is a predicted model, not a curated record. The transcript is spliced from 2 exons. The coding region runs from base 169 to 1908 and encodes 579 amino acids.
UUCAGAUUUUGGUCUACUUUAGUGCACAAUCAAGGAGCAAUCGAGGCCAUCAUCUCGUUCACCCAAAAUGCCGUUCCGUACUACCUGAUUGGAGUGGUCCGCUCGUCGGCUAAGGUGUUCCCUUUGUAUUCGGCCGCACAUCGGAGCACCCUACAGGUCAUCUGCCGGAUGAUAACACAAAAGGAAUCGGACCGCUGCUGGAUCGGGCGGGAGUUCCUUGGAGAGCUGCUCUACAAGCACUUCCUGGUAUCGAUUCCGUUGAUUUUCGACCUGCUGCCGGUCUACGGUCGGGACAAUAAGGCCGUUCUAGGGUUGAUGCUUCAGACGAUCUUCAAACUACAGCCAAAGUACCACCAGGACUUGCGCGUCGGAUUGCAGUACCUGCAGAGUACGUUCAAAACCAUCCAGCAACGCAUCGAAACGGAUCGGAUCGAUGGCAACGCCGCCACUUCCAGCGCCCUCAACGACCUGGCCAUCUACGCCCUGGACUGCUGCAGUUGCCUCUCCCUCCUAGUCGAGCUCUACCCCGAAGUCCGCCCAAUCUGCGUCGAUUUGGCCCUGGAGCAAUCCAUCUCCAACUUCUACGACAACACCAUCGUCCUGCUGUACAAAAACAUCUUCACGAUGGACAACGAGUCGCCCUACCUGGUCCACCUGAAUGCGGCCCGCAUGGAACUGCUAGCUGCGUUCCGCGGCAUCCUCAACCUUCAGCUCGAAACCAUCCUCGAAAAGCCGGAAGCAAGUCUUCUACCCGCGGACAAGUUCCUCUGCAUACUGACCGAGUGCUUGUCGGAUCCGAUUUUCGUUCGCGACUACCAACGCCACUAUCCUGUAGAACGGGACCUGGACAUCCUUAAACAGGCGUGCCAAGGCGUGGACAGUUUCAAACUGGACUUUGUCCAGAAUGCCUACUGCAGCGGGGAAAACGGAUUGACCAACGGCCAUGACGAUGCGGAGUUCCCUGAAGAUGACGAAAGCUUUGGAGAAGCAGCCGGAGGAAUUGCGGAAGAGGUGGAGCCUGGUCCUAGCGCAGCACCUACUCAACAGGAACUAACCCCAGAGCAACAGAUCGAAGCUAACGUCCGGAAGGUUCUGGACAUACUCCCAGAUCUGGGCGAUGGUUACGUGCGGAAGAUCUUGGCUCGGUACGAAGAUGUCGAACAGGCGAUUGCCGCCGUAUUGGAAGGAAAUCUUCCACCCGAUUUGGCCGAAGCAGAUCCCAGCGAGCCGUACAUUCCACCGGACAAGCUGGACAACUUCUACAUGGAGACGGGUAUCGAGCGAUUGAACAUCUACGAUGGAGACGAGUUCGACGUGCUGGUUCACGACAAGAUCAAGGGAGUGAUGAAGAAGGGUAAGGGAAUGCCCGGGCAGCCGAAGAAUCUGAAGGAGCUGCUAGACGACAAGAGCCACGUGCAGGAGAUGAAGGAUCGAUAUCAGGAGUACUCGAACGUGUGCGAUGAGUACGAUGACGAGUACGACGAUAGCUAUGAUGCGAUGGCCGAGAGUGAAUCAAAAACUAUUCGGCUUUCGAAGCAGAUGAGGAACGCACUGGUGGACGAGUUGGACGAUGAGGAAGACGAGGAGGAUGAUGAAGCGGAGGAACAGAGUGGAUCGGCGGCAAAUGGAGGAAAGAAGCCGCUCGAUUUUUGUGAAAAUCCGGAGGUGCUCCGGCAGCGCGCCGAGGAACGGAGGCGAAGUAAGUAUCAGGCUAGGGGAGGCGGAGGGCCACCUGCUGCUGGUGGCGGACAGAACAGGGAUGUUGUGGGUAAAGCUAAAGGGCAGGGUCAGGAUAAGGAUGUGCUGGCCAAUCGCAAACAUAAGAACGAGAACAAGUCCAGUCGGGCGAAUCACAACAGGAAACAGGGCGCGACGUUCAAGAGGAACAAGGGAAUGAUUCCACGCUAAGGUGGUAUGAGCAGUUGUCUUUUGAGAAAAUCGAUGAAUAGAUGAUUGAGUAAUGUUAUA